AUGCUUAGAAACAACGGCUCUGUUGCGAAUAUUCAGUAAACGUAAUCUACGACUUCGUUGCUACAAGCAUUGGUCAACUCACGACCUAAAUCGUCUUAAAAACGAAUCCCGUCUGCCAAAAAUACCAUAAUCUAAUAAAAAAAUAUCCAACGAUGUGAUCCUAAAUUGUCAUUACCUGAACCUCCAAAAUCAACACGUACUCUUGACAGCGAUAAAAAAUAAUAACCAUAGCAAUAGAAGAGACUCACACUAAUACAACGAACAAUGUAAAAUAAACCAUAAGAACGCUAACGAAUCGACAGUUCAGGAUAAAAAGAAGUGCCAAAAGAAAAAGAGGAGUCACAGUAAACUAUCCCUGACAUUGAAAUUCCCAAAUAAGUCACUGUAUUUGCACUUUCGGAGUAAGAUUAAAACACGUCUGAGGCAAAAGGCACGACUCCAUUCGUGCCUCCUCAAGCCUCAGCUCCUUUAUCCAAAUAUGUGAUGCGACUAUCCAAGGGUGCUAAUAUCAUACCUAAAAAACAGUAGGAUCGAAAAAGGAUGAACAGUCCAGUCAGGAGAGCCACUAAAGAAAAUCUUUAUACACCUACUCCUACUAUGAGCAGAGAUACUAAAAUGAGAAUGAGGAGUGUCUCUCCAGAUCGAAAAUUGAUGCCUAAACAAAGCUUAGGACCUCAAUCCCCUUUUAAUGAUUUUGAAUACUAUAUGAGUUUCCUAAGAUACUUUCAUAACAAAUUAACUAAGAAUUAGAUAAAAUAACUUUUUAACCAAAAAACUAAUUAAUACUUUUUAGACAUUUACUAAGAUCAUUUUUAGCAAAGUUAUCAUGCACUUCAGUAUUGCAAAGAUAUUGUAAAACCAUCAUUAAAUGCUAUUGCUAAUAAGAUUGUCAACUUACCAGAAAAUAAAUUCAAAAAAACUAUCGUUUUUGAUUUAGAUGAAACCUUAAUUCAUUGUUAAGAAUCAAAUGAUGAUCCAUCUGAUACUGUUUUAACCAUCAAAUUUCCUACUGGAGAAACAGUUCAAGCUGGAAUCAACCUCAGACCAUACUGUAGGGAAAUGCUAGCCAUACUGAGUCAAAAGUAUGAAAUAAUAGUAUUUACUGCUUCACAUGAGUGUUAUGCUCAGAAAGUCAUCAACUACAUAGACCCAGACAAAAAAUGGAUCCAUCAUAGAUUUUUUAGGGAGAGCUGUGUUGUUGUAGAUGAUGGUCUCCACAUUAAGGAUCUAAGAGUGUUGGGAAAUAGAAAUCUUAAAGAUCUAGUCUUAGUCGACAAUGCCUCCUACUCUUUUUGCUUUUAAAUUGAAAAUGGUGUUCCAAUCAUUCCUUUUUAUGACAAUAGUUCAGAUAGGGAAUUACAAUAUCUGACUACUUACUUACUUGAGGUGAUGCAGGAAUAGGAUAUCCCCUCGAAGAAUUUGUCGAAAUUUAAAACCAAUUUAUAUUAGGAAUCAACUAUCGAACAUUUAUUAAAUACUAUAUGA
Molecule: messenger RNA, 1485 nt
Organism: Paramecium tetraurelia
Lineage: Eukaryota; Ciliophora; Oligohymenophorea; Peniculida; Parameciidae
Exons: 2
Molecular function (GO): phosphoprotein phosphatase activity
Source: RefSeq, a predicted model, not a curated record